AUGGCCAAGUGCACUGCGUGUGAGAAGGCCGUGUACUUCAACGACACGCAAGUCAAGCCCAAGGACGGCCUUCUCACGAUCGCCUCGUACACGUACUUUGGCGAGAAGCUCCUCUGCAAGACGCACUACAUGAUGGCCUUCCAGACCACCAACUCGUACGGCGGUGACGAGCGCUUCAAGAAGCAGAAGGACGAGAACGUCCUCCUCGCCGCGCCCGCGCCGACGGCCUAA
Molecule: messenger RNA, 231 nt
Organism: Saprolegnia parasitica CBS 223.65
Lineage: Eukaryota; Oomycota; Saprolegniomycetes; Saprolegniales; Saprolegniaceae
Exons: 2
Coding region: 1-231 (76 amino acids)
Source: RefSeq, a predicted model, not a curated record